AUAUGACUUUCGGUCAGUCUGUAAAAUACCACUUUGGGUAUUUUAUGAUUGAUAUAAAUAAUUAAUUAAAAUAAUAUUCAUAUCCUAAGAUAAGCUUAGCAGGGGGCAGUCAAUAGACAUUCGGGAAUGAUCGUGACCGGGGCACAUGGCACGAGAUAAAAUUUAGAAAUGCCUUUGAAGGCUAGGGCGGAUAAUGGUGAUCCAGGAAACACGGUGACUGAGUUGGGGCAAAGCCUGAGACAAAAGGACUGCGCUCAGUCAAGUGUUAUUUCUUCCUGGUUAUUAAAAUUCCUGAAUGAUCUAUAAAGGCUGCCCUGUUUUAAGGUGAAAUCAUAUCGUAUUUUGGCUCUGGCGAUAUCAUUAUACAUUUUGGACUGACAGUUACUAUGUAGAAGAAACCUCUGUAUAUUUUCCAAAAGACAGUAUUAAAUUUCCACUUGCAUCAAAUGAGAAUCUUGUUCGUUUUACUGGAUCAGCUGGGCGCACAACACUAAGGCCCAAGAACCGGCGCGUUAUCUAACGUGACAUUAUUUUCUCGUAAAGUCUAACCGACGAAGAUUGAGACUUAACAAUUGGCGAGCUCUUUUCAGGACUUAAUUUUUAGCGAUCUAACGAAAUGAAUCCAGAUUCUCUUCAGCAGCUGUCCGCCGGAGUUGCAGCUUUGGCAAAAACAACGGUGCAGGCGCACCAGGAAGAUGGACAGUGGAGAAAUUUAAUGCAGGAAAGAUGGCGAGCGGAAGAUGCUCGAAAUGCGAGGAUGGAACGCAUGAAAAUAGAGGGUGAGCACCAGACAAAAUUGGACGUACUAUGCAGGGCUAUUAAACCCUGUGAUGGGUCCAUUCCGGACGACACGAGAGACUGGAUUGACCAAAUUGAACGAACAAUUCCCCGGACGGAGGAAAUUGAACACGCCACAAUUAAACUGGCACUGCAGACGGCACAAGGGUCAAUGGCAGGUGAGAUAGAUUAUUUCUUAAAUCAACAGCCAGAGUAUUUUGGAACGGACUGGACGGUGCUGCGAAACCAUAUUCGACGGGUCUUUCUUUCCGCCGAUGAAACUAGUUGCAUUCGAGCCGAAUUGGAACGAAUAAAACAAUCACAAUUUGAGAACACGGCGUCCUAUAAUCGCCGCUUCAGAGACGUGGCGCGGAAAGCAUACCCACUUCCGCGAUCCGAGGAAGCGGAACGCCUGUUAAUUAAAGCUUAUACGCGGGGCCUGCAUGAGAUUCGCCUCGCUAGGGACAUGAUACGGAAGGGACGACCGUCAACGUUGCAAGAAGCUAUGAGAUACGUGGACAAUGAAGAGGUGGGUGAUCUCCUAUUUCAAACCGUCUACGGAGACCGAAAUAGCAACACUCAACGCCGCAUAGAGGAGCCAAUGGAAAUCGGGGCGACACAACCUGUGGACCAAGUACCACGAUGGGCUACCGAACUAAAAGAGUCGAUCUUAUCUGCGUUGAAAAGCGCAGCUCAACGCGAGCCACCGAUGACGUCAUCCAACACAAGACAGCACCCACGCAAACCGCCUCAAUCGUCUAAGGACAGUAAGGGAUGGACGGCAGACGGACAGAUAAAAUGUUUUCAUUGUGGUAAAGUAGGCCAUGUUAAGGCAGAAUGUUACCAACUCAAAGCUUUAUUUAAGAAAUAG
Lingula anatina is the source of this 1648-nucleotide messenger RNA. RefSeq lists its product as uncharacterized. NCBI's taxonomy places the organism in Eukaryota, Metazoa, Brachiopoda, Lingulata, Lingulida, Lingulidae. The record is from RefSeq and is a predicted model, not a curated record.